This is a messenger RNA of Telopea speciosissima, 723 nucleotides long. Its product is annotated as RNA demethylase ALKBH9B-like. Lineage: Eukaryota; Viridiplantae; Streptophyta; Magnoliopsida; Proteales; Proteaceae. The coding region runs from base 1 to 672 and encodes 223 amino acids. Gene Ontology annotation, biological process: mRNA catabolic process. The record is from RefSeq and is a predicted model, not a curated record. The transcript has 2 exons. Gene Ontology annotation, molecular function: demethylase activity; mRNA binding.
AUGGACAUUUCACGGAUUAAUAGAAAGAAAGAUUUUGUACAUAUAGAGAAAAUUAAUGGGAUACCAGUAAAUAUAUUAAGUGGACUUGAGCUUCAUACUAGGGUAUUUGAUGAUUUGAAACAAAAGAAGAUUGUUGACGAAGUCUAUAUGCUACAAUGUCUAGGAAAAGAAGGGCAACUUAAACCACAUACGUGCUCAGAACCGAAGAAGUGGAUGUGUGGUAAAGGUCGAGUAACUCUACAAUUUUGUUGUUGUUAUAAUUAUGUUGUGGAUAAAAAAGGCAAUCCCCUAGGCAUAAUCCAAGAUGAAGAAGUUGAUUCCAUGCCCUCAAUGUUCAAAACAAUGAUAAAAAAUUUGCUCAGAUGGGAUGUCUUGCAGCAAACAUGUAUUCCUAACAAUUGCAUUCCUAAUAUGUAUGAUGAAGGAGACUGCAUCCCACCUCACAUUGAUCACCAUGAUUUUCUACGGCCUUUCUAUAUUGUAUCUUUCCUAAUUAAAUACAACAUAUUAUUUGGUUCAAACUUGAAGAUUAAGGGCCUAGGAGUAUUCUCCAGUCCGGUGGUAAUACCUUUGCUAGUUGGAUCUAUACUAAUCUUGAAUGGGAAUGGUGCUGACGUAGCUAAACAUUGUGUUCCAAGUGUGCCUGCCAAAAGGAUCUCCAUCACAUUCUGAAAGAUGGACGACAACAAGCUUCCAUUAAAGUUUAGACAUGACUUAUAGUUU